Messenger RNA from Lachancea fermentati, 969 nucleotides. NCBI's taxonomy places the organism in Eukaryota, Fungi, Ascomycota, Saccharomycetes, Saccharomycetales, Saccharomycetaceae. The record is from the annotation of a GenBank genome assembly.
AUGCUGCUGUGGCCAUUUCUCACACUUCUAUUUCCGCUUAGCAGGGCACUAGAGUGGACUGAUAUAAUAGGACUGAGAGAUAAAGAUGGUAUUAUCGAAGUAACUGAAUCUAACUAUCAAACACUCUCCAAAGGGAUUCGCAACUUUUAUUCCGUUCUGUAUUUAACAGCAUCAAAACCCAACUCUGAAGGUGUCUACUGUGAUAUAUGUGAUCAAUUCGAGGCUAACGUAAGAAAAACAUCUGCUGCUAUCCUUGAACAGGUUUCCUUUGAGGUAAGUACCGAAAUAUUCUUUUUCAAAUUAGAUGUCAGCGAAGUGCCGUCUUUAUUGAAGGAAAUGCCACUGAAGGCAAUCCCACAUCUAUUGGUUUAUCCACCCAGUCCUAAUGAUGAUAAUUUUGCAUGGCACUCAAAUCAGUUCUAUCAAUACCAAAUUGGAAAGCAUAGUGUGGAAGACCCUGUACAUUUCGCAGACUUUUUAGCCAAGAUAUUCAAUGUCUUCAUCAGGAUAAAACCUGACUUCAAUUAUGAAGAGUUUCUGCAAUACUUCAUAUUGUGUUUGGUGAUCUUUUUUGUAUUCAAAAAGAAAGUUCUGCCGCUAAUCCCACACAAAGCAAGAUUCUUCAGUAUGCUCUUUUCUUUAUCGCUAAUACUUUUGUCCAUAACUGGUUUCAAAUUUACACAAAUCAAUGGAAUCCCCUUACUCGCCAAGGACAAAGAUGGCAAUAUCAUGUUUUUUAGUGGAGGAAUGGGAUGGCAGUUUGGAAUUGAAAUUUUCACCGUAUCUGCGAUGUACUUAGUAAUGGGUGGGUGCUGUGUUGGAAUGAUCCUAUUAUCACAGUGUUCAAAGUUAAAUUCCAAUGUCACAAACUUUGCUACGCUUGCAUUAGUCGGAAUUCUCACAUAUAUGUUCGCAUACUUCUUAAGCUGCUUCAAGAUCAAGAACCCAGGUUAUCCUUACACUUUUUGA